CGCCAUGUUAGGUAGGGCUCGCCGCUUUUGCCUGCAAGCACAUGGCGGGAGAGGGGCGGCUCGGCGGCGGCGGGUUUGCUGAAUGGCGGGGCCGGCGAAGGUCCGGGCGGGAAGCGAGCCCGGUUGGGGUCGGCUCCCCACGUUGCCCCUGCCGGGAACCGCGUGACGGUGGUGCUGGGGGCGCAGUGGGGGACGAGGGCAAAGGGAAGGUGGUCGACCUGCUCAGCCUCGACGCCGACCUGGUCUGCAGGUGCCAGGGGGGCAACAAUGCGGGACACACCGUUGUGGUCGACACGGUGGAAUAUGAUUUCCAUUUGUUGCCCAGCGGGGUGAUCAAUCACAAGGCCACGUCGUUCAUUGGGAACGGCGUCGUAAUCCACCUUCCGGGGCUCUUUGAAGAAGCUGAGAAGAACUUGAAAAAGGGACCAGGGUUGGAAGGCUGGGAGACCCGGACUGUGAUUUCCGAUCGUGCUCACUUGGUGUUUAAUUUCCACCAAGCCGUGGACGGCAUCCAGGAGCACCAGAGGCAACAACAAGGAGGGAAAAACUUGGGUACCACCAAGAAGGGCAUCGGUCCAGCCUACGCCUCCAAAGCUUCGCGUACCGGCCUGCGAAUUUGUGACCUGUUGGCAGAUUUCAAUGAGUUCUCCAAAAAAUUCAGGGUUUUGGCCCAGCAGUACAAAGCCAGCUACCCAACGCUUAAUAUCGACACGGAAGCCGAACUGGAGCAACUAAAGAUCUACGCCGAGAAGAUCCGGCCCCUGGUGAAGGACGGGGUGUAUUUCAUGUACCAAGCUCUGCACGGGCCUUCCAAAAAGAUCCUCGUGGAGGGAGCCAAUGCGGCACUCCUCGACAUCGAUUUCGGUACUUACCCCUUCGUGACCUCCUCGAACUGCACCGUGGGAGGGGUAUGCACCGGCCUUGGCAUACCCCCCCAUUACAUCGGCAAGGUGUACGGCGUGGUGAAGGCGUAUACCACCCGCGUUGGCGUGGGAACCUUCCCCACUGAGCAGAACAACGAGAUCGGCGAGACGCUCCAAACACGAGGACGGGAAUUCGGCGUCACCACGGGCCGUAAGCGUCGCUGCGGCUGGCUAGAUCUCGUCCUGGUGAAAUACGCCCACAUGAUCAAUGGUUUCAGCGCCCUAGCUGUGACGAAGCUGGACAUCCUUGACACUUUUGAAGAGAUCAAAGUGGGCGUGGAAUACCAUCUGGAUGGGAAGCAGAUUCCAUAUUUCCCAGCCAAUCAGGAGCUCCUGAACAAAGUCACGGUGAAGUACAAGGACCUCCCCGGAUGGAGGUGUUGCACCGAAGGGGCUCGCACCUUUGACGACUUGCCCGCCGAGGCCCAGGCUUACAUCCGCUUUAUCGAGGAAUACCUGGAAGUCCCAGUCAAGUGGAUCGGCGUGGGGAAAUCCCGCAAAUCCAUCAUCAAACUGUUUUGAGGUCUCCCGCCCGGACCGAUGGCUGCCCGCCCCUCCGGAAUGCACUCAAGCCAGCCCCCCCCCCAACCUCUUACUAGAGCAAACACAGCAUCCCUUCCUCAGUUUCCCCCCAUGUAAAAUUUCCUCUUGGCCCUUC
Messenger RNA from Thamnophis elegans (Western terrestrial garter snake), 1581 nucleotides. RefSeq names its product adenylosuccinate synthetase isozyme 2-like. NCBI's taxonomy places the organism in Eukaryota, Metazoa, Chordata, Lepidosauria, Squamata, Natricidae. The coding region runs from base 42 to 1445 and encodes 467 amino acids. The transcript is spliced from 13 exons. Gene Ontology annotation, biological process: 'de novo' AMP biosynthetic process; IMP metabolic process. The record is from RefSeq and is a predicted model, not a curated record. Gene Ontology annotation, cellular component: cytoplasm. Gene Ontology annotation, molecular function: adenylosuccinate synthase activity; nucleotide binding.